Molecule: messenger RNA, 846 nt
Organism: Fonsecaea monophora
Lineage: Eukaryota; Fungi; Ascomycota; Eurotiomycetes; Chaetothyriales; Herpotrichiellaceae
Exons: 3
Coding region: 1-846 (281 amino acids)
Biological process (GO): signal transduction; peptidyl-serine phosphorylation
Cellular component (GO): cytoplasm; nucleus
Molecular function (GO): protein serine/threonine kinase activity; ATP binding
Source: RefSeq, a predicted model, not a curated record
AUGGGGUGCGAUGUCCCCAAGGGCAAUGUGGUGGCUAUUAAACUUGAGCACUGUUCGAUCGACCCAUCGUUUCUCACGCAAGAGAUUGAAAUCUAUAGGCAGCUGAGGGCAAAACGUGGCAUCCCUCGGUUACUCUGGCACGGCUCCCACGGUGAAUUCCAGGCGAUUGUGUUCGACCUACUGGGACCUAACCUAGAGGACCUCUUUCAAUACUGCGACAAGAAAUUCUCACUCAAGACAACAUUGAUGCUGAUGGACCAAUUGAUCCGGCGGAUUGAAAGCCUCCAUGCGGUUGGAUACCUCCAUCGCGACAUCAAGCCCGAAAACUUCCUAUUGGGCACUGGUAAUCAGGGUAACGUGGUCUACAUGACUGACUUCGGAAUUGCGACCUCUCGAAGUGACUCGCCCCCCCAAAUCACCACUCAGAAGCCGGGAAAUCAGCCCCAGAUUGCCUUGGUAGGCACGUGCGACUACGCCAGCAUCAAUGGCCAUUUGAAUGUUGCUCCAGCGUGGCGUGACGACCUUGAGUCACUAGGGUACAUGGCCUUGUAUUUCCUUCACGGCUCUCUUCCCUGGCAUGGUCUGCAAGCACCCAACCGGAAGGAAAGGCAUAGGCUUGUCUACGAACGGAAAAAGGCGAUUGCCGUGGUGGAACUAUGUCAUGGCCUCCCCACCGAGUUUGCGACGUACAUGAGCUACAUUCGUGGACUGGAGGACCAGGAGAAGCCCGACUAUAAGUACCUCGGACGAUUGUUUGGUCGACUAUUUAGCAAAUCAGGCUUCAAGUAUGACAAUGUGUUCGACUGGACGAUUCGGGAGUUUGAGAGGCUCUCCACUGUGGUUUAG